CGGAACAGAGCUAAACCCGUUGUGGCGUCUCUCUCACCUUCCCCUCAAGCCACGGCGAUCACCGGGAUUCCAUCGCCGAACAAACAUGCCCUGGACACUUGAACAGUGCAUCCCGAGUCCGCGGACGAAUCCCCAAGGCGGCCACCAACCACCCUAUACACAUGGCAAGGCCAAUGCAGACACGCGUACGUUUCACAUCACAAGCUUUUAGCCUAUGUAAUGUGUGCAAGUUUUAGCCUGAUUUCCUCUGCUACCUUUCGGCAACCUCCACCAUUAAGGCCAUCGAGCAUGCACCUUGAUCACGGGAACGAGCUAGCGAGAGGCAAAAGAACAGUACGUGAGAUGAACACACAACCAUACACGAAGGUUACUGUCCAACCGCCGCUACUGCCACUUUUCGCGGGAAAAGCACCUCUACCUACAGUCUUCGCGUGUACUCUUAUACGUCGUCCCCUCCACACGUUGAACGCCCGAGACGAUGCAUGCUGCCGACACAGUCAGUCGGCGCAAUGCCCAUGGAAAUCGUCACCAGGCGGGACAAGGAGGGGCUGCGGUGCAAUGGCGCCGACGGCGAGAAGCUCCCGCAGCUGCUCGACUCGCCGCUCCCCACGCCGCGCCGGUCGUGCGCUUCGGCGGACGCGGCCAGCGUGCGGUGCCGCCGCGAAGCCUCCCCGCUGCGCACGCAGGUGCCGUUUUCCUGGGAGAGCUCCCCUGGGGUGCCCAAGAGGAGCAGCGCGUGCAUGCACAUGGCGCAGGAGAUCAUGCCGCCGCCGAAGCCGCCGCCUGGGCGCUGGAAGCAGUGCCCCGGCAGCAACUGGUGCGGCUACGGCAACUCGACCGCCGCGAGCAGCGACGACGACGAUGCGUCGUUCUCCGACGCCCUGGACAGGGUCUCCACGCCCGAUCAGCGGGUCGGCUCGUUCGACCGGAUCACGUCCAAGCGCUUCGAGGACAUCUUCCUCGGCCGCGCCACGAGCUUCGUCAAUGACCGGUCCUCCCGCCGUGCACCAGCGGAAGCCUCCCUCGCCACGCCGUCCUCGUCCUCGGGCAGAGGCCCGAAACACUGGCGGCGACGCACCACGCGCCGCGAUCACGACGGGCAGCAGCCGACGGCCAGGCAAAGCAACGACCACCCCGUCCAGGUGCAGCUUUUGCCGCGCAUCAACAUCAACGGCCGCGACGAGCAGAUGUCACCGAGAGCCUGCGGGCUCAUGGUGUUCUUCCCCUGGAGCGCCAAGCCCGCCGUUUGCGGGUUCAGGAGCCCGCCGGCGCAGUACGCGCCGUCCCCUCUCGCCGGCGCCAGCAACCCUUCGUCCUCACAGAGCCGCAGGUUCGUCACCCUACGCGACGCAAUGCAGGAGGAGAACAAGACCGGCAGCGGCGGCCGAGACUUGCCGCGGCCGCGUGGCGAGAAGAGGAGCCGCGAGGAAUGGCAGGCCGCAAGCCGUGGAUGGGGCGUGUCGUCGCUGCUCGACGCGAGCAAGAAGUACUGCACCGACGCACGGAAGGCUCUGAGCAAGCUGUCCAUCGGGUUAGGAACGGACAGCGGCAGUGGCAGUGGCAGCCCGAGAGUUGGCAGCAGGGAGAGGAAGUGCGGCAAGCAGGACCCCUCGUCGACGAUGCCGGCCAUGGCCACCAAGCUGACGCAGCUCAGGACUAGCAGAAACUAAGGUCAGAUCAUUCAGAUUGAUCGGUAGUUGCAAGAACAACUGCGCGUGGAGCAUGUAUAUCUAUGCAUUUAUGUAGGACUGCUCUCAUCUCCUGACAGCUAGAAUAAAUCAGAUGUGCCUAUAAACAUGUUAAUCAUGGUGUUAUGCCUAUAAAGUAAUUAUGGUAUUUAUCUUUGCAACUAUUGAUAUGAUCUUUUUAGGAUUGUAAUGGAUGUUUUGUGUUACUGUGGCGAUCUAGUGAGGGAAUUGUGUUUCUAUGUAUAACUUGGUUCUUCUUCUUCUUCUUACAUAGCCAAUGUAAAGUGGCAUUGUGGUGAGACA
Oryza sativa Japonica Group (Japanese rice) is the source of this 1991-nucleotide messenger RNA. RefSeq lists its product as uncharacterized. Lineage: Eukaryota; Viridiplantae; Streptophyta; Magnoliopsida; Poales; Poaceae. The record is from RefSeq and is a predicted model, not a curated record.